Cyprinodon variegatus (sheepshead minnow) is the source of this 2205-nucleotide messenger RNA. It is a transcript of the gene snai1a, whose product is annotated as protein snail homolog Sna-like. NCBI's taxonomy places the organism in Eukaryota, Metazoa, Chordata, Actinopteri, Cyprinodontiformes, Cyprinodontidae. The coding region runs from base 206 to 982 and encodes 258 amino acids. The transcript is spliced from 3 exons. The record is from RefSeq and is a predicted model, not a curated record. Gene Ontology annotation, molecular function: DNA-binding transcription factor activity, RNA polymerase II-specific; RNA polymerase II cis-regulatory region sequence-specific DNA binding. Gene Ontology annotation, biological process: regulation of DNA-templated transcription.
GAACAGAGGCCAGUAUUUAGUCACUCAGCAGAGGAGCUUUACAUGUAACUCAGUCGAUGAUAUCCAUCCCACCUUGUUUGGAUCAAAAGGAGGAUCUUUCUACUGUCUUUUUUUCAAGGACUGUUGCUCUUUUCAACUCCCAGAAGCGCUGCGUCGUGACCGCAGGUUCUUUUUACGCACAGAUCUUAAAAUCAAAAAAAGGACAAUGCCUCGUUCCUUCUUGGUAAAGACGUAUUUCGCUAAACAAAAACCAAACUACAGUGAACUGGAAUGUCAGAAUGAUGCUUCAAUGGAGACCUAUCCUCUAGCUGAAGUACCAUCAACAGACAGCACCUCCACCUGCUUCCCCACAGGUCUGGUGUGGGACCUGAGCGUCCUCCCUGCACUCUAUCUGCCUUCAACCCUUUCAGAUCCCUCUGGCACCUCAGGCCCCCUGGACCUGAGUUCCCCAUGCAGCCUCAGCAGCAGUGCCAGCAGCAGCGGAGAGGAAGAUGAGGGUCGUACCUCCGACCCCCCCAGCCCAGAACCUGUCAUCACAUACGCCCCUCGCCAGAGGAUGAAGUGCACCGGCAUUAUGGCUCACGUCAGCCCCCCUGAAGAAGAAGAGGAAAGAGGAGAGACCCCCGUUACAGCUGCUAGGCCGGCUUUCCUCUGCAAACACUGUCCCAAAGAGUAUACCAGCUUGGGCGCACUGAAGAUGCACAUCCGCUCACACACCCUACCUUGUGUUUGCACCACCUGCGGGAAGGCGUUCUCCAGGCCCUGGCUGCUCCGUGGCCACAUUCGCACACAUACAGGCGAGCGCCCAUUCUCGUGCCCCCACUGCAACCGAGCUUUUGCGGACCGUUCCAAUCUGAGGGCCCACCUGCAGACCCACGCUGAGGUAAAGAAGUACCAAUGCAGCGUCUGCUCACGCACCUUCAGCCGCAUGUCCCUGCUGCAGAAACACAGCUCAUCAGGGUGCUGCUCCAAUUUGGGAUGAGGCACCACAAGGGGCGAGGAGAAGAGCCACCAGGAGCUCAGUGACAUGGAAAACAUGUGAAGCCCUUUCAGAUUGUUUAAAAUGCCACAAAGAUCACAAAACUGCCUGAUUUAAGAGACCUGGAGGGAAUCAGCUCUCACUGCGGAUCUAACUUACAAGCAUUUUGUUUGGUUCUCUGUUCCCUUGUAAAACAGUUGAGAAGCAGUUUUUUUUUAAAUAUCUUCUAUUUUUGACUGUGUUUUUGAGGCUGGACCAUUUGAACUGAACAAAACUCACUCGAGUUAAGUGCCUUUCUUGCUAUGUGUGCCCAUUCCAAACAACAAAUACCAUGAAUUCAUUGGAUGAAGAAGUCGUCUCCCAUCUUCUUCGUGGUGCCGGUCAGCUCAGGAUCAUGGCAGAGAUGCAGCUGCUCAGAGGUAGGGGUGCGUGGGUGGGAUAAAUCCCUUGGCGCGUCUGAAAGUGCACACACAAAAGCAAAUGCACACAGCUGUCCCUGGUACUGUGGUGCAGAUAGACGAGGUGCUAACAGGUGCUACAGCCAUGACCUUCACUAGCUGAUAGCAGGUGACUUCCAAUACCCUUGGUUUACUUAAGGAAAAAGAGGAAGUAUGUCAUCACAGAAGAAUGGAACCAGUUUAUUUGUUUUUUUUAUUCCUAUGCCGAUGUGGAUCAUUGUAAGCCUCUGUUUUGACUUAAACCAGAACCUUUGCUUUAAUCCGAUGGGUUUCAGUGAUAGGAAAAGCCAUUCUGCUGUUUUCCAAUAAAAAAGUCAGUGUGUCUCCUGCAAACAUGUAUAAAAAUGAAAGCCAUGCACUCAAGGUUACUACAGUGUUAACGAUAUCACCCAAAGCCAUAUGACUAAAAUGAAUGUGCCUUGAAAUUGUAUUAUUCAUGCAACCAAAGUGUGCCUUUUUUUACCUCACGUGGUUUUAAAUCCUGAUUUCAGUAUUAACAGAGAAUUAGUUAAAGUAAGAACUGCCAGAAGGCGGGGACCAAAGAUGUAAUCAGUUUACACCAUGGAAACAUGGUUGCCUGACAUGUGAUGAAAGCCAUGUAAAAUGGACCAUACGUAAAUGAAUUUCUAGCAUUCUUAAAUAUUUUACAGCUGUAUUUUUAGUGCAAUGUAAAGAUGAUGUGUUAAUUUUUUUUUUUACUUUGCUGUGUGUUCACCUUCAAUUCCUGUAUGCCUUAAAUGAUGCAUUUUCAUUCAAUAAAGUAAUUUA